Manacus vitellinus (golden-collared manakin) is the source of this 2623-nucleotide messenger RNA. It is a transcript of the gene MMP28, whose product is annotated as matrix metallopeptidase 28. Lineage: Eukaryota; Metazoa; Chordata; Aves; Passeriformes; Pipridae. The transcript has 5 exons. Gene Ontology annotation, biological process: proteolysis; collagen catabolic process; extracellular matrix organization. The coding region runs from base 1 to 1272 and encodes 423 amino acids. Gene Ontology annotation, cellular component: extracellular matrix. Gene Ontology annotation, molecular function: metalloendopeptidase activity; zinc ion binding. The record is from RefSeq and is a predicted model, not a curated record.
AUGGCCGGACCGCUGCGGGCCGCGCUGGCGCUGGGGCUGCUGGCGGCGGCACGGCCCGCACCGGCACAGCCCGCACGGCCCCGGGGCAGCGGCGGCAGGCGGAGUAGGGCCGGCACCGGCAACCGGGAGCGGGGCGGGAUGGGAGCGGGAUGGGACGGGCGCUGCUGCCCGCCGGCUGCUCCCGGCCGGCGUGGGAUGCCCGUGUCCUUGGUGUGCGCCUGUCCCCGUGUGCCUGUGUGUCCCCGUGUGUCCCCGUGUGUCCGUGUGUCUCCGUGUGCCCGUGUCCUGGGUGUGCCCGUGCACCGGCUGUGCCCAUGUGCCAAAGGUGUGCCCCUGUCUCCCAGGUACAUUCCCACCACAGGUGGGAGGUGGUACAAGAGGCACCUGACGUACCGGGUGGUGAACUGGCCGCCGUACCUGCCGCAGCACGAGGUGCGCCUGGCCGUGAGAGCCGCCUUCGAGCUCUGGAGCAACGUGUCCUCCCUGCUGUUUUGGGAGGUGCAGGACGGCCCCGCUGACAUCCGCCUGACCUUCUUCCACGGGGACCACAACGAUGGACUCAACAACGCCUUCGAUGGGCCAGGAGGUGCCCUGGCCCACGCCUUCUUCCCCCGGCGUGGGGAAGCCCACUUUGACAGCGCCGAGCGCUGGUCCCUGCGCAGCGGCAAAGGGCGCAACCUCUUCAUCGUGGUGGCUCACGAGGUCGGGCACACGCUGGGGCUGGAGCACUCCCCCGUCAAGAGCGCCCUGAUGUCUCCCUACUACAAGAAGCUCAGCAAGGAUUUUGUCCUCAGCUGGGAUGACAUCUUGGCCGUCCAGAACUUGUACGGUGAGCCUGGCUUCCCUGAGCAUCCCCUGUGUGGCUGGGGAGGAAGAUGUGGUCGGUGCUGGCGCUACGCGGGCUCCACCCUGGAGGCAGGUUUUCCCCAAAAGUGCAGCGCCCGCGGGCUCCCUCGGCACCCGGACACCGCGCUCUUCUUCCAGCAGCUCCGGCGCCUGGUGCUGUUCAAGGGCCCCAAGUACUUCGUGGUGAGCGAGGAGACCCUCGCUGUGGAGCCCUACUACCCCCGCAGCCUGCGGGACUGGCAGGGGCUGCCCCCCGGCACGGCGGGGGCCCUCACCCACCGCGACGGCUUCGUCUACUUCUUCCGGGACGACCAGUUCUGGAAGUUUGACCGGGCAAAGCUGCAAGUGGUGGCCACUGGCAAAUGGGCCACCCAGCUCCCCUGGAUGGGCUGCUGGGACGCAAACAGCGGGCAGGUCCUCUUCUGAGCAGAACCUGCUGGGAUGGAACGGGGCUCUGAACCCCACCUCGCUCACCGCUGCCUGGAUCCCUCUUUCUUUGACUCCGGGUUCCUGUCUGAGGAUGGUUUGGCAGGGAGACCGGCUGCCUGUGGAUGGCUGGAGCCAUGGGAUGGUGGAGCAGUGUCCCAGCACAGCAUGGAUGCAGUGGGACAGGUCUGCCACAGCCAGGUGGGCUUGGAGGCUUUGGGAGACAGUAUUUUUUUUAAAAGACCACAAAAAAUACAUAAACCAUGGAGACUGCAAUCACACCCAUUUCUGUUAACAUUCAGGAUAUCGUUACACCUUUUUUUCCAAAGCAGGACUGGGGUUUGUUGCUACUUUUUGAUAUCUUUGUUGAUGUUUGUUGAUAUCUGUUGUUUUCCCACGACCAGAGAGAGAAGUGCCUCGCCACUGCUUGGCUUGGGGUUUGGAUGCUUUUAAAUAUGAGACUGAGAAUGUUUCCUGCUUAAAAAAAAAGGAAAAGAGACAUUUGGACAAAACUCUGGAUCCGUGUUAAGCUUUGCCCUUGCUGUGUGCUCAGAGCCCCAGGGAUGGGGGGUCAGGGAUGCUUUGCUGGGCUGUGCUCACAUCCCAGAGCUCUGGUGAGGCACCAGCUGGAGACACCAACACGGUGGGAUUUGGGGGGAGAAACCAGAGGGGUUUGGUGCAGGAGCCUCUUUGGGGUGGAGAGAGAGGGGAGGCACAGCUGAGAUAUGACCAUGUGACUGCGCAGCUCACGGGCAGCUCUGCUUUGUCUCUGCAAGAGGCAGGAUUGGUGUGUUUUUGAGUCCCUGUGCCACAGUUGGAUGAACACAGGGUUGACAAAUUACUGGGGGAGGAGGGGAAGAGGAGAGGGUGAGCAGGACAGACAUGUCUGUGCAUGCAGGCUCACAAGGACAGCACGGCUGCAUAUUCCUCAUUCCUUUCCCGAAGCAGGCUCCCCACCUGGAAACGCUGCUGGCUCCUGUCAUGUCCACAAAGGGCCAUCGUGUCCCAUGGCAGGUGGGCAAGCUCAGCUUCCCAGGGCUGGAAUUCCACGGCAGCAAAUGCCAUCGGUGCUGAGCAAGACGGGGCUCAACUUUAUUAAAAUGUCCUUUGAUUGGAGAGAUUGGGGGAUUUUCACCGUGCCGGGGUCGUACACAGGUGGGCAGCUGUGUCACUGAUGGUUCUCCCAGGACUCAGACCCCAGCACUGCUUUGGGCUGGUCCUGCUGUGCCAGUGCUGUGUCAGGGUGCUGUGUCAGGGUGCUGUGCUGUGGUGCCAUGCCAGGGUGCUUUCCCCAUGCCAGCAGCUCUGAGGACUCUUUUCUUCAGCACAACAUCCUCCAUUUGCCCUCGCU